Messenger RNA from Spodoptera frugiperda (fall armyworm), 815 nucleotides. RefSeq lists its product as uncharacterized. The coding region runs from base 102 to 713 and encodes 203 amino acids. Lineage: Eukaryota; Metazoa; Arthropoda; Insecta; Lepidoptera; Noctuidae. The record is from RefSeq and is a predicted model, not a curated record. The transcript has a single exon.
AUAUUGACAAUGACAUUAUUGAUGUUUUGAUUUUAUUGUGUAUACACAUUUUAUAUAACUAUUAUUUUUUAUACAUUUUACUCUUUUUACCUGAUAUCAAAAUGCCACUAGACUACUCGAAUCCAAUGAUACAAAAGUUUUUAAUAGAAAGACAGGAUCAGGAAAACUUGAAAUGUAUGCAGUGGUUCCUUAAAAAUAAAGAGAAGAUAAUUAAGAAUGCACCGAAGGUUGAGAAUUGCAAGCAUUAUACUAGUGAGCAAGUAGCUAAGAAGAGAAUGGAGGCUGAUGUUAAUAUGUUAAGUGAGCAAAACAAUAUUAGCAGACGCUAUCGAAGGAAGCUCUCCAUGCAAGAAGCUGAAAGAACCAUAUUGCACGGAUUCUUUGAGAAAAGCGAAGAUGUUCCGAUUAUGAAACCUGUCGACCCAGAAGACUCUAGCAUUCUUACCAGGGAAUUAGCGGCCGGUGGUGGACGCAACGCGUACCUUAAGACGAGACAUCGCAAGUUACCAGAAGACAAAUACACUUCUUGUGUGACAACAAGCAACACGUAUGGAUGGAAACUUAAUGAAAAUAAAUUAAAAAGGGUUCCACCAAAGCAUAACCGUUAUAGCGUAUUUACCCAUGAGCUAGUAGGGCGUUCUGGAGCACACCCAGACCCACCAGAAGCCUUACAGCCAAAGGAUGCUCAGUAUAUACGCUGUAGUGGAUUUUAACAAUACUUUUAAAAAUAUUUCACUUGCAACGCUUAGGUGGAAAUCCUUUCAAAACUUACAAUAUUACAAGAGUGGCAAAUCACGGAUCAAUUGCAGAUUGUA